Messenger RNA from Cetraspora pellucida, 1941 nucleotides. NCBI's taxonomy places the organism in Eukaryota, Fungi, Glomeromycota, Glomeromycetes, Diversisporales, Gigasporaceae. The record is from the annotation of a GenBank genome assembly.
GUCGUAGCGUUGAUAAGCGGAGGAAAAGACAGUUGUUUUAAUAUGAUGCAUUGUGUUGCAAAUGGUCAUCAGAUUACUGCAUUGGCAAAUCUGAAACCUCAUAUAGAUUCUCAAAAAGAUGAACUUGAUAGUUUUCUUUAUCAAACGGUUGGUCAUGAUGCAAUUUCGUAUUAUGCCGAAUGUAUGGGCUUGCCCUUAUACAGACGUGAGAUUUUUGGUCGAUCAUUAAUACAAGAGGCGGAUUACAAACUGACUACCGGUGAUGAAACCGAAGACCUGUUUGAAUUAUUGAAAGAGGUUAAAGAAGCAAAUACAGAUAUUCAAGGGGUUUCUGUUGGUGCAAUAUUAUCAAAUUAUCAGCGUCUCAAAUCAACACAUUUGGGCAAAUCUAUUGAAGAUUUAUAUCUUUAUUUGUGUAGUUUGAAUGAAAAAUAUGAUGUUCAUGUAUGUGGUGAAGGAGGUGAAUAUGAGACAUUUACCUUAGAUUGUCCAUUAUUUACCAAGAGGCUACAUGUUGAGGAAAGUGAAAUAAUCAUGCAUUCGGAUAAUGCAUUUGCAGAAGUAGCUUACCUUCGAUUAAAAAAAUUAGUUGUGAUGGAUAAACCGGUCAACACUACUACGAACUUGAUUAAAGUUCCCGCAUGGAGUGAUGGUUUUGAAGAUGUUUUGAGUAGAAUAGAGGUAUUUAAAGGCGAGAAUGUAUUAAAUGCCGUUCCGAAAAUAGACAUUGAUUACAUUCCAGAGAUGAAUAAUGAUUAUAUGGAUCUUUACAGUUUGCAUGUAAACUCACCUUACUUCGCCAUUUCUGGAACAACUGCUUACGGCCAUAAAAAUUCUCAAGCUCGGUUAGAUACGAUUGAAGAAGAAACGCGUGUGUGUAUGAAAAAUCUCGAAGAAAGAUUGGUUAAAUUAGGAUUAAAUUGGACUGAUGUUAUAAAUAUGAAUGUUUUUAUCAAAGAUAUGAAUGAAUUUGGAAGAAUGAAUGUUAUUUAUAAAUCAUUUUUUGAUAUAAACCCGCCAACCAGAACAUGUGUUGGAUGUAAUCUUCCAUCUCCGGCGAAGAUCCAAAUUGAUUUAAUUGCUAUAAAAUUUAGAGAUUAUUCAAACAUCAAACCAAUAAACAAUCAUGCAUAUAUAGCAGGACAGAUAGGCUUAAUUCCUGCAUCGUUAAGAUUUCCAACUCCUCUCAGUGUGCAUUCCCAAACUAUACUUUCAUUAAAAAAUUUAGAAAGAAUCACGUCAGUCUUGGAGCUAGAUGUUUGGAUGUUUUCGGUGGGGUGUAUUUGUUUCGUCGAUGAGGACACUGCUUUUGAAGUUGUGCAAAAAGCUUGGAAGUGUGUUUGUGAAUGGAGGAAGGGUGAUAAUUGCUACAAAGUGCCACCAAGUCUCUACAUUGCUGUACCGUCACUUCCUCGGGAAGCUAAAGUUGAAUGGCAAGUUUUGUUACAUGAUGGAAAAAUAAAUCGUAAAAAUUAUAACGACGAUUUGGAAGAAGGUUCAGGAAUUUUAAACCAUGGACCUAUCGUGUGGGAAGAUACUUUAGACACCAAAGAUUCCCGCAUAAUAAAGAUAACUACAUCGUUUAUAAAUCCUAUACUAAAUAGCAUUAUAACAAUAAGAGUUGAAAAAAGUACCACUCUAACGACUUUAUUAGCCUCAAUAGAACUCGGAUUAUUAAAACUACAUGAUCAAUUUUGCAAAUACAAUAACCUGGAGGAAACAAAUGAUCAAACCAGUACAAUAUUUUGGACCAGCAUAUCUUCUAUCAGAUUUUUUUACUCAGAAAAAAUUGGGGUUGAGGUUACAACUUUGAAAAAAGGUGUAAAAUCAAUGAUGAGUUCUAAAUUCCCUUCAGAUAUAAGACCUGCCAUUACAUUUAUUCCAGUUAUAACUAUUAGUGAAGGUUGUGUAAUGGGUAUUUGUGUUCAAUGUGGUUUCUAA